Leucoraja erinaceus (little skate) is the source of this 625-nucleotide messenger RNA. RefSeq names its product coiled-coil-helix-coiled-coil-helix domain containing 1 (gene chchd1). Lineage: Eukaryota; Metazoa; Chordata; Chondrichthyes; Rajiformes; Rajidae. Gene Ontology annotation, molecular function: RNA binding. Gene Ontology annotation, biological process: mitochondrial translation. Gene Ontology annotation, cellular component: nucleoplasm; mitochondrial ribosome; mitochondrion. The record is from RefSeq and is a predicted model, not a curated record.
CCUCUCCUGUACUCGGGGCCGAUGGCGGGCGGCGGGAACGCGCUGCGGGCGCGGCUGGGCCUGGGCCCGGGGCUGGCGAGCGGGAGGUCGGUGCUCAGGCCCAGCCGGCCCCUGGUGCUGGCCGACAGGGUGGCGAACCGCAGGAGGCGGCUGGGCGAGGCAACAUGCAUAACAGAGAUGACUGUGAUGAUGUCCUGCUGGAAACAGAACAGUUUCAAUGAGGCAGCUUGUAGUGAAGAGAUCCGGGCGUUCUAUACCUGCGCAGACAAAGCAGAGGCUGAAAGGAAAGCAAAAGCAAGUGCGGAUGGUGUGACACAGACUGGGUUUUUGACGCCUAAACAAGCCACAAAGUUGCUGCAGAGAUAUCCAAACAAAACACAUGUCACCUAGUAUUCUGCGGGGAUUUAAAAGGCUGCUGCACUCUUGUCUUUGACAUUUGGGAAUGUCACGAACACCCCGACUAUGUCUUCAUGCCGCAGGUGAUGAACGAGGUCUGGGGAUGUCCUCAGCUGGAUCUCCUCACUGUCUAAUGUACAAACAUUCAAUGAUUGCCACUGGUUGAAUGGAAGAUGAAUGUAUUGCGUUUUGUGAACAAGUUAAACGAUCUCAAAUCUGUUGACUCUGU